Messenger RNA from Owenia fusiformis, 3841 nucleotides. The record is from the annotation of a GenBank genome assembly. NCBI's taxonomy places the organism in Eukaryota, Metazoa, Annelida, Polychaeta, Sabellida, Oweniidae.
UCUUAGGUUUCUCACCCGGACAAUCAGUCAUGUCCUUAUAUAAUUGCUUAUAUGAUAUCUAACAUACAUGAACUUCGAAAAUAUUACCACAGCAGUGUUUGAUUAUUUUCCAGAAUUCCCACGAUGAGUUUAAAGGCAGAGCUACAAUGGGAUACCAUAAAGCAAGAGAUUAAGGAUGAUGGAGAGGGCGAAAAUAUUUUCCCAGAAUCAACUGAAUAUCCUUUAUAUUAUAAUGGUGAACAUGUGUCAUCAAAACAGGAAAGCCAUAUAUAUGUCAAGCAAGAUGAUUUCAAAGAAGAAUCAUUAAUGAAUGACAUAUCUUCCCACAAGCCAUCUGAAUGUAAUGGUGAGGGACAAGAUGAUUUCAAAGAAAACUCAUUAAUGAAUGACGUAUCUUCCCACGAGCCAUCUGAAUGUAUUGGUGAGGGACAAGAUGACACUCCUAAGCAAUGUGAUGAAUCAUCCAUACAUGAUGAUGCAUCUAUAAAGCAAUAUACUUUCCUUGACGAUUUAUCUAAAAGUGACCAUUUUGUUUGUAUUAAGGAGGAAUUGAACAGCCUCGAUGAUCCAAUCAAGGACCAAGAUAUAUGUCUUCCAUUUGAUACAUGCAUCAAACAAGAACCUCUGUUAGAUGAUUAUCAAAACAUGGAUCCAGAAAACGCAUGUAAUAUUGCACCUAUUCAAUCAUCAGAUUGUGAACUGAGUCCCAGUCUUGAGGGAUGUACUGAAAACAACAAGGAUCUACAUGCAAAUCUGAAUCAUAAUGACUAUCAUAGAAGAAAUGAUUUUUAUGGUAGCAACACUGUAAAGUAUGAGCAAAAUGAAAAUGGAAAGUCAAGCGCUGAUAUGGUAGCAGGUGAUGAUGGAUGUAUCGAGGUUGAAGACUGCAUGCUAGAAUAUGGUAAAGAUACGUCAAACAUCAAACAAGAGAUUGGGGCAGGUCCACAACAUGAUUUCUCUGAAGGAACACAUCAAAAGCCAAGUUUGAUUGAAUUAGCCCAAUCAGACUCAGAGACACCAAUUACAGAGAAAACUCCAACUGAAUGUAAAAUCUGCAAUAAAUCUUUCAAAGAUCUGAAAUCACAUAAAUUAUACAAACAUAGCGGGGGCAAAGUGAGGAGAUUCACUUGUAAAUCAUGUCCAAAAUCUUUUUUAUAUUUAAACAAACUAGAACUUCAUCAGAGGAUCCAUACUGGACUUAGAUUAUUCAAGUGUAAAUAUUGUGAAAAAGAAUUUACUCAUAAGGGUACUUUAUACUGGCAUGAAAUGAUACAUACUGGAACAAAACAAUACAAAUGCACAAUUUGUUCUAAACAAUUUCGAAAAUCAGAAGCUUUGAAAGUUCAUAUGCGAAUUCAUACUGGUGAGAAGCCGUACAAAUGUAAACUAUGUGGGAUGAGGUUUAGAACAAUUGGUGCUUUGCGAUCACAUGAAAUGAGACAUACCAGUGAGAAAAUGUUUAAAUGUGAUGAUUGUUUGAAAUUGUUUAUGACGCCAUAUGAAUUAAGGAGACACCAAUCAAUUCAUUCUCGAGUUAAACCACACAAAUGUCAGUACUGUGAUAAAUAUUUUACAACUCUUCUAACUUUAAAACAGCACAAAAUGAUUCAUACUGGUGAAAAACCAUAUAAGUGUAAAUUCUGUGGUAAAUCCUUCAGACAAUCUAGUGCAUUGAAGGUACAUGUAAGAGUUCACACAGGGGAAAGACCAUAUAAGUGUAAUUUAUGUCUUGAAUGUUUUGGCACAUCAGGUAUCUUAAAGAAACAUCGUUUAAUUCACACUGAAAAACAAUUUAAAUGCAAAUACUGUGAUAAAUCCUUUCGAGAGAAACAUGGAUUAGCACGCCAUGAGCUGUCACAUCUUAGAUGCCUUAGACCGUUUGAAUGUACGAUUUGUUUAAAGAAAUUCACUACAUCUCAUAAUUUGAGAAGGCAUAUCAUAACACAUGCGAAUGAUGAAACAUUCAUUUGUAAAUUUUGUGAGAGAUCUUUUGCUAGCAGUGCUAAUUUAGAAAUGCAUGUAAUGAUACAUACAGGAGAAACGCCAUUCAUUUGCAAGCAAUGUGAAAUAGGCUUCAAAUCUAGAGUUGAAUUGAAAAAGCAUGAUAUGAUUCACUCUAUGAAAAAUCAAUUCGUAAAACAAAAAGAUUCCUCAUCGAAAACAAGUAAAUUUCUUGAAAUGAUUGCCAGUAAUUCUUCUGCUUUAGAAGUUAGCAAAGUGUCUGAGGAAAAAACAUACAAAUGUAAAACUUGUGAUAAGUCCUUUGCAAGACCAUUUGACAUGAGAAUACAUGAAAGGGUUCAUACUUGACUGACGAAGAGCCUGGUGAUUCAUUAACUUUUUUCAAAUACAGGAAAGGGUCCAUACUUGACACACUCAUAGACCAUCUAAUCACUUUUUGAGGCCAUUUGGGUUUUGGUUUUUGACAGCCGACAUCGGCACCUGAACAAUCACGGCAAUGGGCCUGCUAAAUGCAGCCAUGGGCUUUCAACUAGUUGAAAGCCCAUGAUGCAGCUAAGUAACAAUAAAAUAAAUAAUGGUAAAUUAAUGUAGCUGAUGUGUUUUGAGUUUGCUAUAUUCUCUUGUGAAAUUAUUUUCAUAUUUUAUUUGUACCUUAUGAGUUAGUAUGCUGUUUUCUUAUGAAAUUAAUAAAGGUCCAUGUGCAGUAUGGCAGGUGAUUUUAUGGGAUGCGUAUUUUUUCAAUACGCAUCCCAUUUUCAGAAUAAUGUAGAUGAAAAUUUUGAUAUGUUAAAAUUCAGAAAAACAAGAUCCUCUUUUUAUACAAUGAGCCUUACAUUUUUUUAAAAAGUGCAAAGGUUGGGUCCUAAUCCAUAAUUUUUUAGAGAGUUACAAUGAUAUUUUACUAUCACGGGGACUUCACUUGAAAGAAAAUAUAUUUAUUUUUAUUCAGACAUAUGCUUUUAGUACAGCAGCACAUUUAAAUGUGGAACAUUUAAAUUCUAGGUGCGUCUACGUAUAUAAAAUCACAUACUAUUAAACAUUUAAAUAGAAAUUGCUAAAAUCAUACAGUUCUUGGUUUAAAAAUUUUGACUAAAAACUGCAAUUUUAUCAAAACUAGAAUUAAUAUCAUGCCCCCAUUCCACAUUAUCACCAAGCACCGUUGUUAACUUGGUCAUUACUUGAUGCAAGCAGUGUUGCACAAAGAUCACUAGAGCCAUAUGUAUUAACAUUACUACAAAAAACAGAUCUUUCCUUGGUAAAAAAGGGACACAAUAAUAAUCUGUGAUGCAUUGUAUCUUUCACGUCAAGUGUGCAAAAUUUACAUAUUCCAUCACUCUUAUCCCUUAACUCUUAUCUUAUACAUUGUUUUAAUAAAAAACACUGUAUUAAUGGCCAGAAAGUACCCAUUGCUGAAAGAUAUGACCGUCUAAAAUCACUUGCCAUACUGCACAUGGACCUUGGAGGAAUGCCGUUUUAGUUCUAUUUGUACCCAUAUUCCUUAAAUCCUCUAGACCCAUACAGCAUGUUUUUGUGCCUAAACAGCUGAAUAUAUUAACUUUUCUAAUUAUCAAAAUGAUUUGAGGUUGUGUUAGCUAAUGUUGUAUAGUCACGCCUGCUGAUCGGAAGAUUGAACGGAGGGGGAGUAGCUGAUUUUCACCAGAAAAUUCAACAAAUCUGGAAGAUUUCGCUAAUUCUUCUUGGAUUUUUUGAACUGAUGGACUUCUAAUAUAUAAGAUUUAUUGAGAAAGGCGCAGCGUCACCAACGGACAAAUGUCAACGUUUUUGCUAUAAAUCAAGCAACAACGGUCUACACGACCUGUAAUAAAUACUUAUAAGGGACGUUAUUAUCACAAAAUUAAUCUCAUAGCUGGGUUUUUUU